This is a messenger RNA of Neopsephotus bourkii (Bourke's parrot), 2150 nucleotides long. Its product is annotated as autism susceptibility gene 2 protein-like. The transcript has 9 exons. Bases 1 to 1287 code for a protein of 428 amino acids. Lineage: Eukaryota; Metazoa; Chordata; Aves; Psittaciformes; Psittacidae. The record is from RefSeq and is a predicted model, not a curated record.
AUGCGCUAUAUUGCCAGGUGUGACAGCGACAGUGAUCAAGAAGAAAAGGCAUCUGAUGCCAGUUCUGAAAAACUGUUCAACGCUGUUACAAAGAAAGAUAAAGAGUUAGGAGUCAGUGCGCUAACUGAAAAUGACGACCCUGGUGCUAGGGCCCCAGCUGUCCCGAAAAUAUCAGGAUUAGAAAGGAGCCAAGAGAAGAGCCAGGACAGCAGCAAAGACCCAAUACUUGAGCCUGUGGUGCCUAAAGACCCUUGUCCUCAGGUGAGCCAGCCUCUGGCCCAGCCACAGUUGGAGCCGCAGCCCGAGGCACCGUGCCCCAGCCCCGCGCUGGCCCCGCGGCCAGAGGCUCCUGCCCCGCCAGUGCCGGUGCCGCAGCCGCCAGUGCCGGAGGAAGCCACGCGCCCGCCAGUGCCGCAGCCGCCAGCACAGCACCCACCACGGCCACAGUCACCGGUGCAGCCAGCGCACCCCAACCUGCCCCCGGUGCAGCCACAUCCGGCCUCGCAGAGCCUCUCACAGCCACUCUCUGCCUAUAACAGCAGCAGUUUAAGCCUCAACAGCUUAAGCAGCAGCAGAAGCAGCACUCCUGCCAAGACUCAGGCCCCUCCUCCUCACAUCUCCCACCACCCCUCAGCAUCACCGUUCCCCCUGUCUCUGCCCAGCCACAGCCCCCUGCACACCUUCACACCCACCCUGCAGCCCCCCGCGCACCCUCAUCACCCCAAUAUGUUUGCCCCUCCUACGGCCCUGCCUCCUCCACCACCACUGACAUCGGGGACGCUGCAGGUUCCAGGACACCCUGCUGGGAGCACUUACUCAGAACAAGACCUCCUCCGUCAGGAACUAAACACGCGCUUUCUGGCCUCGCAGAGCGCAGACCGCGGGGCCUCACUGGGCCCACCACCGUACCUGAGGACCGAGUUCCACCAACACCAGCACCAGCACCAGCACACACACCAACACACACACCAGCACACCUUCACGCCUUUCCCGCACGCCAUCCCACCCACUGCCAUCAUGCCGACGCCAGCACCACCCAUGUUUGACAAAUACCCUACAAAAGUUGACCCCUUCUACCGUCACAGUCUGUUUCACUCCUAUCCUCCAGCUGUAUCAGGUAUUCCUCCCAUGAUUCCUCCAACUGGCCCCUUUGGCUCGCUACAGGGAGCAUUUCAACCCAAGACUUCCAAUCCUAUUGAUGUUGCAGCCAGACCUGGAACUGUCCCACAUACCCUUCUACAGAAAGAUCCACGGGUCUGUAUAAAAUGUUAUGUUUUUCUCAAGUAAAGCUCUUUCUCCUGAAAGCCUUUAAUGCUGGAGCUGCCAUCCUCAAUAUGUCCAAACUAAUAUCUUAAAACUAAAGCUUAGCCUGAACUGUUUAAGUCAGUGAGAAAUAGAAAAGUUGUAUGUGAGCAAUUUAGGUUCUUCUGUUCGUCAUUAGCAACAGCCAGUUGAUGCUGUGCAGUGGAAGAGCUCUUCCCUUGCUGUCAGGAGGCACUCCCCAAGCCCAGGGGUAAAGGCAUGAAAGUCCAAUGUAGGAAUGUAUAAAUUCUCUUCAGGAUUUAUGUUUGUACUCUCUAAUUGUUUUGAACGUGGGUAACGACAGUUAUUCUCUUGGUUACUGUAUCAUUGAUUGCACCAGUGAAAUGUGGAUGCACUUUAUUGAUCACUUGGUGCCUCUGGAUUUUCAAGUUCCAGCCUGUGUGAACAGCAUUUAUUGUCUCAGCACUAGGCCUCAGCUUUUUUCUGCUCUUCGUGAAUGCCCGUGGGUUGUUUGUGUGUUUGAGUGAAUGUACAUUGUUUGUGAUGAGGAACAUCAGGCAGUUGUAUUUUUAGCAGAAGUCUGACAAAAGCAAUAGGAAGCUUUCCCUAAAAAUCCCUGUUGUGGGUAUGGCUGAACUUUGAAGCACAGCAGAGCAGUUUUCUUUGGGUGAUGCCAAGUGUCAGUACUUUGGUUUGCUCAUACUAAAAAACCCCAAUUUUUGUUUGUUUUUUCUGUCUAAUUGAAAAGAUAAUUGAUUCAUUGAGGUUUAUGCUCCCUUGCAACUGGUAGUAUAGUUUUGAUUAUUUCAAGCUGAUGUAUUGAGCCAUUGCUGCAUCUGCAAAGUACUUCUUACACCUAUAAAUCUCCUUUAGUAUUGCAUUUCAAU